AGAGAGAGAAAAAAAGGAAAGGGGAUGAUGAUAACUAACACCUCACAGAAUCAGAGAGCUUCUUCUUCCUCUGAAGCAAAGCCGCAGCAGAGUCUGAUGAUGAGCAUGGAGGACAGCGGCAACGUCAUCGCGCCUUUCGUUAUGAAGACUUACCAGAUGGUCAACGAUCCCACAACCGACAGGUUAAUCUCCUGGGGGAGAGCCAACAACAGCUUCAUCGUCGUCGAGCCGCUCGAGUUCUCGCAGCGGCUGUUGCCGGCUUAUUUCAAGCACAACAACUUCUCGAGCUUCGUCCGCCAGCUCAACACUUAUGGAUUCCGGAAAGUUGACCCGGACCGGUGGGAGUUUGCGAACGAGUGUUUCCUGAGAGGGCAGACGCAUUUGUUGAAGAACGUGGUGAGGAGAAAACACACGGGCAAUCACGGCAACAACAACCACAGGAUGGUCAAUACGACGGCGUUUGGUAAGGCGGAGGAGCUUGACGACGAGGAGAUAGUGAUGGAGAUAGCGAGGCUGAGGCAGGAGCAGAAGAGCUUAGAGGAUGAGAUGGAGAGCAUGAACAAGAGACUGGAGGCGACGGAGAGAAGACCGCAGCAGAUGAUGGCGUUUCUUCACAGAGUGGCGGAGGACCCGGAGAUUCUGCCACGUAUGAUGCUGGAGAAGGAUAGGAGAAUCACGGAGGGGGACAAGAAGCGGCGGCUGAUGAUUGCCUCGACGUCAUCAACUUCGUCGUCGGGGAUGGGGGCGACGACAACUUCGGUGAAGACUGAGGAGGAAGUUGACGGGGCCAUGGGGGUGCUUUCGUCGCCGGAACCAGGUUUUGAGGUGCAGAGCUUUUGUCGGGGGUCGACGUCGCCGGAGACUUCGACGGCGCAGGCUUGGUGGAGCCAGGGGCGGGUCGUCGGUCGGACUCGGGGUGAUCAGGAGUUGUAUGGUAGUUCUACGGCCUUAGGCACGCAAUCGGGUCAUGGAAAUGGGAAUAGUAGUAAUUUCGGAUUGGGGUUCGGGUAUAGUGGGAAUAGGAGUGGUAGUGGAGAAGUGGGUUAUUUUGCGGAGGUGGAAGAGAGUCCGCCGCCGCCUUAUCCAUUCUCCCUGUUAGAAGGUGGGUUUUAGUUUUAUUUGGUUUCCCCUUUUUAUUGGUCUUUAAUCUAAAUGUGUUACUUCUCGCCAAAAAAAAACAAAAAAAAAUCUAAAUGUGUUACUCUUUUUUUUUAAUGUUUAUCCUGCAAAACAAAUAAGAAUAAUUCUUUGUU
Messenger RNA from Fragaria vesca subsp. vesca, 1253 nucleotides. RefSeq names its product heat stress transcription factor C-1-like. The record is from RefSeq and is a predicted model, not a curated record. Gene Ontology annotation, cellular component: nucleus. The transcript has 2 exons. Gene Ontology annotation, molecular function: RNA polymerase II cis-regulatory region sequence-specific DNA binding; DNA-binding transcription factor activity. Lineage: Eukaryota; Viridiplantae; Streptophyta; Magnoliopsida; Rosales; Rosaceae. Gene Ontology annotation, biological process: regulation of transcription by RNA polymerase II. The coding region runs from base 25 to 1113 and encodes 362 amino acids.